Lutra lutra (Eurasian river otter) is the source of this 918-nucleotide messenger RNA. It is a transcript of the gene DERL3, whose product is annotated as derlin 3. The transcript has 7 exons. Gene Ontology annotation, molecular function: misfolded protein binding; ubiquitin-specific protease binding. The record is from RefSeq and is a predicted model, not a curated record. Gene Ontology annotation, cellular component: endoplasmic reticulum membrane; Hrd1p ubiquitin ligase ERAD-L complex. The coding region runs from base 61 to 780 and encodes 239 amino acids. Lineage: Eukaryota; Metazoa; Chordata; Mammalia; Carnivora; Mustelidae. Gene Ontology annotation, biological process: endoplasmic reticulum unfolded protein response.
CUUUGUAGGCGGGUUAAAGAGCGCGCAGCAGGUUGGGGUACGCGUGUCAAAGAAGUUUCAAUGGCGUGGCAGGGGCUGAUGGCCGAGUUCCUGCAGGUGCCCGCGGUGACGCGGGCCUACACCGCGGCCUGCGUCCUUACCACCGCUGCUGUGCAGCUGGAGCUCCUCAGCCCCUUCCAGCUCUAUUUCAACCCACACCUCGUGUUCCGGAAGUUCCAGGUCUGGAGGCUCGUCACCAACUUCCUCUUCUUUGGGCCUCUGGGAUUCAGCUUCUUCUUCAACAUGCUCUUCGUGUUCCGCUACUGCCGCAUGCUGGAGGAGGGCUCGUUCCGCGGCCGCACGGCCGACUUCGUCUUCAUGUUCCUUUUCGGGGGUGUCCUCAUGACCCUGCUGGGGCUCCUGGGCAGCCUGUUCUUCUUGGGCCAGGCACUCACAGUCAUGCUGGUGUAUGUAUGGAGCCGCCGCAACCCCCAAGUGAGAGUCAACUUCUUCGGCCUCCUCACCUUCCAGGCACCAUUCCUGCCCUGGGCGCUCAUGGGUUUCUCUCUGCUGUUGGGCAACUCAAUUCUCGUGGACCUGCUGGGGAUUGCCGUGGGCCACAUUUACUACUUCCUAGAGGACGUCUUCCCCAACCAGCCUGGAGGCAAGAGGCUGCUGCUGACCCCCAGUUUCCUCUCAGUGUGGGCCCCUCCCUACAGGAAGCUGCUACUGGAUGCCCCACAGGAGGACCCCAAUUACCUGCCCCUCCCGGAGGAGGAGCCAGGACCCCUGCAGCAAUGACCCUACCCAGGGCCAGCCUGUUUUCCUGGCCUCUAGCAGGCCUCCAUUCUACCCCUGACUCCCGAUUACAGGAGAGCAACCUGUCCUGGAGACUGGGCUGGUGCCCAGGACCCACCCAAAUAAACAGAAUGACCUGCA